Messenger RNA from Entrophospora candida, 3927 nucleotides. NCBI's taxonomy places the organism in Eukaryota, Fungi, Glomeromycota, Glomeromycetes, Entrophosporales, Entrophosporaceae. The record is from the annotation of a GenBank genome assembly.
AUGUCUAGAUUACCAAAAAUACCAGUAUCAAACAGUUCUUCUAAUUUACCUGCACCAAGACGUCGUUCAUCUGUAGGUAAUCAAGGAAAACCAAACCUUUCUCUGCUUACUCCUGAACAAGAAGUUUUAUUAGCACAAGUAAUGGAAAAAUAUGGUUCUAGAAGUAACAAUAAUAAUGAAAAUCAUAAUGCUUCCUCUACAUCACCACCACUAACAACUACAACUAGUAGUUCGAUUUCACCGCCUCCUGUUUCUUCCAAUCAACAACAACAAAACACUACUACAUUAAGAAAACCUGGUGCUAGAAGACAAAGUGUCUCUAGAAAUACUCGUCCAACUCUUCCGCCGCUUGCUGAAUUACCAACAUCAAAUAAUACUGCAACAUCGAUAGCUCCACCAAAGCAAUCGUCAUCAAAAAUAUUAUCACCACCAUCAACAAAUAACAACUCAUCAUCAUUAGCAACUCCAAAUCAACCUCGUCGUUCACCUUCAAAUCAAAAUUUACAAUCAGGGGGCGGUUUAAAACCUUCUCCCGCUCAACAACGUUUACGAGUUGCCUCCACUCCUCAACGUCCUGAAUCUCCAUCGCUUUCUUUAUAUUCGGUAGGCGAACGUGUUAGCGUUGAAUCAAUGAAUAUAAUCGGUACUCUAAAAUACUUGGGUCCACUUGAUAUUAAGCCAGGAACUUGGGCUGGUAUAGAAUUAGAUCUUCCAGGUACUGGUAAAAAUGACGGAAAUGUCAAUGGAAAAUCAUAUUUUACUUGUAAACCAAAAUCUGGAAUUUUUGUACUCGCGUCAAAACUUUCAAAAGAAACAAGUUCAGAUCAAGAUUCGUCUGAUCAAUCACCACCACCACCACAACGGCAAAAACAAAGAUUACCAUCAUCGGCUAAAUCUUUGCAACGUCCAUCUCAAAUAGGUUCGAAUAACACAGCCACUCCUGAUAAUAUACAGUCAUCAUCUAACAUGACUAAAAAUGCUCAAAAUGCUGCAAUUGCUGCUUCUCGUAUAACUGCUGGUUCUCGCGCUUCAAAAUAUAUAGAAAUCACACAAUCAUCAACAACUUCAAAUGAUUCACCAUAUUCUAAAUCAAAACAAAGCAUUUUAAAACAUCCAAUUCCUCAUCAUCUAGUGGUUCGGCUUCCAUCACCAAACCACGCUACCGAUUCUCAAACUACCUCCGAUACCGAAUCAUUAGGCCAUGCUACCAAUAAUGAAGAAAUGAGUAAUAAAAUACUUCAAGAAAAAAUUCAAAAGUUACUUAAUGAUCAAGACACUUCUGAAUCUGCUCAUCAUAUCAAUUCAAAUCAAACAGAUGUCUCAAUGACAGCAAAUAGAGAAAAUAAAGAAAAAUGGGAGGCGGAGAAAAAGGUAUUGUUGGACGAGAAAGAGAACCGAGAGAAAUCAUUAAAUCGUAAAAUUGAAGAUCUAAAUAAACAACUUCAGGAUUCGGCGAAAGGUCAUCAUUUCAGACCUAGUACUUCAUUAUCAAUGAUUGCAGAUGAUGAUGUGAUGAGUGACAAGAUAUUACAAUUAACCGAACUGGUUGAACAAAAGGAUGAACAGGUUAAAGAACUCGAGGAUGCUCUUGGUAAAGCUAAUAAACAAUCUGACGAACAUCAAUCAAAAAUACAGCAUUUGGAAAAAGUCAAUUCUGAACAAACCGACAAGAUCGAACAAUUACUUGUCCAGAUAUCACCUAAUGCUCAAUCAGAAUUAACCGACAAGAUUGAACAAUUGGAAAAAACCAUUCAAAGUAAAUCUGACGAAAUCGAGCAAUUGAAAUCUCAAUUGGAAUCACAAAAGACCGACUAUGAAUCCAAGAUUGAGUCUAUGCAAGGAUUAAUCAAUGAGUUGAAAACAGCAGGCCAAGAAACAAUUAAUAUCUACGAACAAAAAAUCACUGGUUUGGAACAUCAAGUUGAAGAUUUAAAAAAAGCUGGGAUUGAAACCAUAGCACUUUACGAAGAAACCACCACUAAAAUCAACGAAAAAGAAGCAAAAAUUAAUUCGUUAGAGAAAGAAGCCGAGGAGUUGAGAUCGGCUGGUGUGGAAGCCAUUGAUGUAUAUGAGAAAACAAUUGAAGAUACAAAAAAAGAGGUUGAGGAGUUUCGGAUCCAGUUAACAAAAAAAGAGGAAUCACUUUCUUUGGCCAAUAAAGAAAUAGAAAAGUAUAAAGUGAUGCAGAAAGAAUUGAAUGAUGCCAAGGUUAAGUUGGAGUUGAAUGAGAAAAGAGAAGAAGGGCUUCGUAACGAGUUGGUAGAUAUGCAAAGUGGAUUGGAACACAUGAUGAGAGCAGAUGCCAAGUCACGUGAACGUAUUUACCAAUUAGAUGAUGAUAUGCGCGAAUCACAAGCACUUGUUACCAGACAACAAGAAGAAAUUGCUGCACUUAAAAGUAAUGUGGAAAAUCUAAUGACAGCUAAUAAUAGUGAAGAAGUGGAAAAGAUUAAAUCAGUUUUUGAGAGCGAUGCUGAACGAUACCAAGAAGAAAUUGAGAAUCUACGAAAAUCUUUAUCAGAUCUACAAGCCGAGAAACGUGCUGUUAUUAACGAAGUCAAUAACUCUAAAGAUGAAAUGAAAUUGUUGGAAAGAAAGAUACAAGAUAAUGAACGUCAAAAGAAAGAUUUGGUUGCUGAAUUGGACACAUUGAAAUUGGGAUUACAACAAGGCGAGAACGAAAGAGAUCAACUUGCAAAAGAAAUUGAAGGAUUGAAAGCUAAUUUAACAGAAUCUGUAGAAAGCAAUACUAAACUACUUAGAGAUUCAGAGUCAGAAAAGUCAGCAUUGAUUGGUGAACGUGAUAAAGUUAAGACAGAAGUUGAAGAGUUGAAUCAACAAUUGGAAGAAGUGAUUAAAAAAGCUGAACUUGCAGACAAACUCAAAUCAGAUCUCGAGGUUAAAAUAAAAGAGUUAGAUCAACUUAAUGAAAGUUACGAGCAAUUCAAAAAAGAUCACAUCAAAGAACUCAAGGAGAUCGAAACUCAAACAAUUCAAGUCGAUGAUGCUGCAGCCGCUGCUGAAUCAACCGAAAAAUUGAAUGAGUCGACACCUAAAGAAGUCGAAAACAAGCUUGCAGCGAACGAAGAACAAAUAGCAGGACUUAAACAUAUUGUGCAAGAACUUACAAGAGAAAAUGUUAAGAUCGCAGGUGAAAACAAGAAAAUAUUGGCGGAACAAGAAAAGCUAAUGGAAGCACAUAAACAAGUUGAGAAUGAAUGUUUUAAAUUGAUGGAUGAAUUGGAACGAUUACACAGCGAAUCACUUGGCGGACAAGGUAUUUUAACUUUAACAUCGCAGGAGGAAUAUAAAACCGCUGGUGCAGAUUUAUUACGACUCCAAUCAUUGUUAUCAGAAAAACAAGUACAAUUGGAUCGAUUGACCUCAAUGCAUAAUGCAGAAAUACGAGAAUUGCGUCAGAAAGUAGCAGAAUUAGAGAAGGCUAAACAAAAAGAAGUCAGUUCAUUAAAUAAAGAUGUUGCUGAAUUGGAAUCUUUAGUCGAGAGUAAAAUUUUUCGUGAGGCAGAUUUAGAAGAGGAGAUUCAACGUGAAAAACGUACUAUGAAACUUUUAAAGGAUGAGGUUGAUGAUUUGAAAGAACAAUUGAAAGAAUUGAGAACUAAUGGUGGUGGAUUGGUAGACCUUAAUGAAUUAGUUUCUGAAAAUGGUGUAAUGAAUUCAUCACGAUUGUCAGUUAGUACAACAACAUCGUCAACGCCUGUAACAAAAGAAAAUGGAGGUUCAACAUUAUAUUGCGAAAUCUGUGAAGAAGAGGGGCACGAUAUUAUUAGUUGUAAAGCAGUAUUUGGAUCUCAAUCUGAACUCACUAUUGAUCCAGACGAGACGUUUAGGAUUGUACAGGAUAAAGCAGUACAAUAUGGGAUCCAUUGGACAGAAGAAUGUCCAAAUCAAGAUGAAACAUUUUAA